UCACCACCCACCAGGUGGCGUGCGCUUGGCCUUUUCCCCUCCAACGUUCCAAUCGAAAUUCUCCGUAACGCCCUCAUCUACUCCGUGCAUUAUGGAGCAAUGCCCCAUAUCGCCCGCUGCACAGGCAUAAAAAACUCGCAACCGAAUCAACAGUCACCACAAUCGCAUGCCUGUCACCUGCUCGGCAGCCGUUCCGCAAGGAGCGAAAAACGAUCAGCGCCGAACCCUGGACUCGUCUCUUUGCCAGCUUGGAGGCUUUGUCUUGCUUCAACCCUCCUCCGCCAGAUCUAG
Messenger RNA from Trichoderma gamsii, 291 nucleotides. RefSeq lists its product as hypothetical. The transcript has 2 exons. The record is from RefSeq and is a predicted model, not a curated record. The annotation marks the transcript as partial. Lineage: Eukaryota; Fungi; Ascomycota; Sordariomycetes; Hypocreales; Hypocreaceae.